Messenger RNA from Pyrus x bretschneideri (Chinese white pear), 3937 nucleotides. Its product is annotated as pumilio homolog 4-like. The transcript is spliced from 12 exons. Lineage: Eukaryota; Viridiplantae; Streptophyta; Magnoliopsida; Rosales; Rosaceae. Gene Ontology annotation, cellular component: cytoplasm. Gene Ontology annotation, biological process: post-transcriptional regulation of gene expression. The record is from RefSeq and is a predicted model, not a curated record. The coding region runs from base 414 to 3491 and encodes 1025 amino acids. Gene Ontology annotation, molecular function: mRNA binding.
CUCCAUUCCUCACAUCAGACGGUCCACCCUCUCCUCUCUUCCCGCCUCGUACCCACCAAAACUCUCUCUCCAGUCUCUUUCUCUCUCCAAAAAUUAAAGCGGCCGUUUCGAAAGGAUAUCAGGCCCACACGAUCUCAUCUCUCUUCCCUCUCUCUCUUCCCCUCUCUGUAAAGUUUUCUCUCUAACCCUUGGGAUUGUUCCAAAAUUCUUCGCCUAUAUUUUCGAUCAGAAAAGCUUCACCUUCUCGUACAUUUGAUCGUGUAUACAUAUAUACAUAUACAUUUGUUAUAUUUUUUUUCUGUACAUAUAGCAAUUGGAUUAUUGGUGUAGCUCCCUCGUAAUCAGUUCUGUGACGAUUUGUUGGGGAUUUGAUCGUAUUGUUUUGAUCGAUGUGAAGGUAAAGAGUUGUGGAAAUGACUACUGGCAGUAACAUACAUAUGCUAUCAACCCGAGACAGUAAUCGGCAAGGACCCAAUGGGAAUUUAGAAGAUGCUUUACAGAGUGAGCUUGAAUUGAUUCUGAGAGAGCAGCGCAAUCAGCAUGCCAUUCAUCGGGAGAGGGACAUGAAUAUGUAUAGGAGCGGCAGUGCCCCGCCAACUGUUGAGGGAUCGCUAACUGCUGUCAGUAGUCUCUUUAGGAACUCAGACUUUAGGGAUGUGACUAGUAGGAUUAGUAAUAACAAUGGGGUUUUGUCCGAAGAUGAGAUUCGAUCUCAUCCUGCAUAUCUUUCAUACUACUAUUCACAUGAUAACAUUAACCCAAGAUUGCCUCCACCGUUGUUGUCAAGAGAGGAUUGGCGUGUUGCACAAAGGUUUCAGGGUGGCGGGUCUUCUUUUGAGGGCAUUGGAGACUGGAGGAGGAAGAAGUUGGCUGAUGAUCGUGAUAGUUUGUCGCUGUUUGCCACGCAGUUGGGGCUACAAAAGGCAGAGAACGAUAUGAUGGAACUGAGGAAUGCUAAUGGGAGCAAUCUCCCUAAACAGACUUCAUCUGAGUGGCUUGAUAGAAGCUCAGAUGGUUUGAUUGGUUUGUCGACAACUGGGCUUGGUGGAAGGAGAAAGAGUUUUGCUGACAUUUUUCAGGAAGGACUUGAUCAAACUGCCUCCUUGUCAGGUCCCCUGUCAAGGCCAUCAAGUCGUAACGCAUUUGGUGAUAUCAUGGAUUCCACAGGCAUGGCUGAUCCCCAUCCAGUUGGGUUAUCUAAUGGAGUGGAGUCUGCAGAGGGUAUGCAUAAUGGAAGAGCUUCACGUGGCCUGGUGGGAGUUCAGAGCCAUGGGUCAACAACUUCUAAUUCCUUUGCAUCUGCUGUCGGGCCUUCUUUGUUAAGAAGCAGAACCCCUGAACAACAACUACUUGGGAGGUCUAACAGUUUUGGCCUCCCCCCUGUAGGGAGUAGAGUUUUCCCAACCGAGAGGAAGAAUGUUGCUAGUCUAGAUAUUCGAAAUGAUCAUUCUUCCAGCAUGAAUGAUCUGGCGGAUAUUUCAGUCAAUUUUUCUGGCUUAAGCCUGUCAAAAAUUAGACCUGUAGAUGAUGAUAGACGUAUUCAGUCGCAGCUUCAUGUGGAUCUUGAUAAUCAGCAUGAUUUUCUGUUUAAGAUGCCAAAUGGGCAUAACCAGAGGCUGCAGCAGGAACUGUUAGAGAAGGCAAAUGCUGAAAUUUUUUCUCUUCCUACUAAUUAUGCUCAUCUAGCAAAGAAAAAUGGAAUCAUAACAAACCGUACUACAUCCACUGGGCAAGCUAAUUUUUCAAGAAGAACUUCUUCUCCCAGUCUUUACUCAAACGGGAGUGCUUCAGACUUUGGAGCUUUGGAGGGAUCUAAUGUUCCUUACCAAGAAGCAAAUACGCCAGGUUUGGACUUUGAUGGCCAUGUUGCUGGGACCUAUCCUGUAAAUCCGAAGUUGAAUAUGAAAAUUAAUGAUCAUCUUGAUGCAGGUGCAGUAGCUAGAGGUGAUGAACAAGGUCUGAACAGACUGGGAAACAAAGUAGGGCCUGGUCUCCAUUCUUCUGUUAUGGACCCAUCUUAUAUUCAGUUUUUGCAAAGAACUGAUUAUGCAACACGUAAUGUAACUAGUCCAAGUGGUUAUCCUCCGAGUAAAAACCACUUUGGUACUUUGCAUGGAGACUUAGAGGGGCUUCAGAAGGCAUAUCUUGAGGCAUUGCUUGUUCAAAGGAAGCAACAGUAUGAGUUGUCACUUUUAGGUAAAUCUGGUGGUUUUAAUCAUGGUUAUUAUGGGAACCCACCAUAUGGGCUUGGUAUGUAUCCUGGAAAUCCAAUAGAAAAUUAUCUGCAUCCUUCUAUUGGGCCUGGUAGUCCAAUGUUUGAGAGUGAGAAGAUUGCACGCUUUAAUUCUAUGUUGAGAAGUUCAAUGGGAGGGUCAGUUAGCUCCUGGAACUCAGACAUUGGAAAGGACCUAGAACGACGACAUGCAUCAUCAUUAUUAGAUGAAUUCAAGAACAACAAGAACAAGUCUUUUGAACUUGCAGACAUUGUUGAUCAUGUAGUGGAAUUCAGUACCGACCAGUAUGGAAGUCGCUUUAUUCAGCAGAAACUAGAAACUGCCACUGUGGAAGAAAAAAUGAAGAUAUUUCCAGAGAUUAUUCCUCAUGUUCGCACCUUGAUGACUGAUGUAUUCGGAAAUUAUGUCGUACAGAAAUUUUUUGAGCAUGGUACAGAAAGCCAAAAAAAAGAAUUAACCAGCCAACUUACUGGCCAUAUUUUGCCUCUCAGUCUUCAAAUGUAUGGUUGUAGAGUGAUCCAGAAGGCUUUGGAAGCAGUUGAUGUGAAUCAGCAGGCACAGAUGGUGUCGGAGCUUGAUGGUUCAAUCAUGAAAUGUGUUCAUGAUCAGAAUGGGAAUCAUGUCAUUCAGAAGUGUAUAGAAUGCAUCACUCAAGAUAAAAUCCAAUUUAUAAUUUCAUCCUUCUAUGGGCAAGUUGUCGCACUAUCCACUCAUCCUUAUGGUUGCCGGGUUAUACAGAGGGUUCUGGAACAUUGCAAUGAUUCAAACAUGCAACAAAAAAUCAUGGAUGAAAUCAUGCAAUCUGUAUGCAUUUUGGCACAAGAUCAAUAUGGAAAUUAUGUCAUUCAGCACAUCCUUGAACAUGGUAAACCGCACGAACGGACUGCAAUCAUCCACAAGCUUGCAGGACAAAUUGUGAAGAUGAGUCAGCAGAAGUUUGCUUCUAAUGUUGUGGAGAAGUGCUUAACUUUUGGGAAUGCUGAGGAGCGUCAGUUUUUAGUGAAUGAGAUGCUGGGUUCGACUGAUGAAAAUGAGCCCUUACAGGCCAUAAUGAAGGAUCCGUUUGGAAACUAUGUUGUGCAAAAGGUUCUUGAGACGUGUGAUGAUCAUAGUCUUGAGUUGAUUCUUUCUCGCAUUAAGGUUCAUUUGACUGCCCUGAAGAAGUACACCUAUGGCAAACAUAUCGUUUCUCGUGUCGAGAAACUCAUCACAACUGGAGAAAGGCGCAUAGGGUUGUCAGCUUCGUAUUCUUCUUGAGGAGCCCAAUCUGGAGCGAGCAAAAGGCAUUUUUCCUGUUGCCACCAUGAAUAAGUAUGCACCUGUUGUACAGCUAACAUGGACAUUGAUCUUAGCAAGUUCGAUCGAUACAGAGAAGCUAUAGUUGUAAAUAAGCAUGGAAUCUGGAGGCCCCUGCGAUAUGAUGUUUUUGUCUAUCCGCCUCCUAGUAUAUAUUUUGGCUCGCCGGAUCUAAUCUGGCCAUGAAAAAACUCGGCAUGGAAGACGGUCACCCUUGGGCUCGAGAAUUUACCGGUACAAGGUUCAGUGUCUGUAUUACGUUCUCAAGUGUAAAUGGUUAACUGCAUUUUGAAAGAGAGGGUAAAUAGGGAGUGUUUAUAUAUGUUGGGGCUUUCGACUUUGAGAAUUACUUAGUGUAAAUAUACUGCAAUUUUCUCGAGGAUAUACAUGUUACUAGUCUUUUUGCA